Molecule: messenger RNA, 3203 nt
Organism: Toxorhynchites rutilus septentrionalis
Lineage: Eukaryota; Metazoa; Arthropoda; Insecta; Diptera; Culicidae
Gene: Hil
Product: hillarin
Exons: 12
Coding region: 735-3176 (813 amino acids)
Source: RefSeq, a predicted model, not a curated record
CUGCUCGGGGUGAAAUUUUUCGCCGAACUUCUACCAAUGAGUUUAUGGCUGUUGAAGAAGAAAUAAAAACACAUAUUCGUGGAACGUUGGUUUGUUAAAACAUGUUAACUGUGUUUCCAAAUAUGCAUGUUCAGUGAUGGCGAUUCCAGUUUGUGAAGCAGUGUGUUCAAAUGUGUUCAAUGAACAAAUUGUCUCAUCCAAAUUUAUCAACUACCUUUUUCGUUGAUGGUGUUGUAAAAAAACAAAUUCAAGCCGUAGAACAACACGCAUGCAAUGCAACAAUUGGGAAUAUAUUUUGUGCGGUUAAACACCGAUGACUCUGAAUAUACCUACAUAAGCAUAAGUUACAAAAUCACAAACUUUCGAAAAUGAAAAUCUACAGCAAGCAUAAAAAUGGCAAAGUUUUCAUUUCGCUAAAAUGAAAUGAAGAUGUUGAACAGAUACUACGAGAAACUGAGGUUACUGUGCGAUGUCCAGGUGAAAAUUUGAACUUAGAACCAAUCCCAAGCACACACGUGUGGCGCGAUCGCCGAUGAAAGUGGAAGUGAGCGAAAAGUGAAACUCGAAUACUACUAUCGUAAUGCUGAUUGGGCCAGUGCGGUGAGUCUGAAAUAAGCGGCCCAUGAAGUGAAGUGAAAGAAAACUAGCUGAAACAGCGAAUAUUGGAAAAAACAAGUGCGUUCAAGGGGGAAACCAGCCAAAAAUUGGAUAGCGAACUACAGGCGAAGUUGAACAUGUAUCGCCCAAAUUUCUACGAAUCGACGUGUUUGCGGUGCAGUGAGGUCGUCUAUCAGGUGGACCGCGUGGGUCCUCUCAAGGACUUCACCUUUUUUCACUCGGGCUGCUUCAAGUGUAAAAAAUGUGGAACCAAACUCACGCUCAAAACCUAUUACAACAACCAGCACAAUCAUGAUGAUAAAGAGGUUUACUGCUGCUCACAUGUGCCAAAGAGCGGUCCAGGGCAUUUGGAUCAGACAUCAGUUGGCAUUAGGCAAGCGUUGAAUGUACCCAAAAGCACAAACUACGUCAACGAACAGAUAAGGGGUCAUCGAAACGACAGCGUUGAUGGACUGCAACGACAAACAACACCUAACGGCUUCAAUGGAAUCCGCGAAGGCAAUUCACCUCCACAGACUGAUCCUGACUACAAAUAUGGUCGCUUUGAUGCCAGUGCCCUACACAUUGCCCACGCACUCAAGCAAACGGAAAUUCAGAAGGCGUACGACAAACCACGAGAAAAACCAAUCGAUUAUUAUUUGGCUCGCGAGGAGCAGGCGAAGCUGGAGAUGAAACAUAGAAAGGAAGAGGAUGAUUUGUAUAGGAAAUUCGCAAGAAAGCGUGAAGAAGAAGAUAAGAGAAUGCAGAGUGAAUUGCAGGAUGAAUGGGAACGGGAACUUCAACGACUAGCUCAUAAAUUCGAAAAAGAGAUGACUACCUCACGACGCACGAGAGAAGAUCAGAGCAUUCUGACUUUGAAACACGAACAACAAAAAGAAGAUCUGGAGAAGAAUAUGACAAUUCGUAAGACAAAGAAAAAAGAAAGUCUGACAAGAAAACUGCUAGAACACGAGCGCUCAGAAACUGCGGCCUUAGUAGACCGUCAGUCUAGUGAAAUGUUAGAACUCAUCAGUGCUCGACGGAGUGAAUAUAUGCAAACCGAGAGCAUAUUUUUGGAUGAUGAAUUCACGGAAGGCACGGUCACUUUGGAAUAUCCGCUGGUUGCACCGAAACCCGCUCCGCCAGCACUCAGCAAAUUUCAAAUCUACAAUGAUCCCGUUGAGUUCCACGACGUCGAUCAAAUUGCUAUCACAGUUGCUCAAGAAGACCAAAAAACUUUCACCGACCUUGUACGGCAGCUAGUUGGGCGAUGUACCUCAGAUAUUGAGAAGGCGCGUACAAUCUUUCGUUGGAUCACAGUUAAAAAUCUCAACACAAUGACAUUUGACGAUGACCUACGAGGCGAUACUCCCAUGGGCUUACUCAGAGGCAUCAAAUAUGGUACAGAAAGUUAUCAUGUUCUUUUCAAGCGGCUAUGCAGCUAUGCGGGUUUACACUGUGUGGUGGUCAAAGGUUAUUCAAAAAGCGCGGGUUAUCAGCCAGGUGUUAAAUUUCAAGAUUCAAGCCAUCCGAAAAACUCUAGAUUCCGCAAUUCCUGGAAUGCUGUAUACGUCGCAGGUGCGUGGCGAUUCGUACAAUGCAAUUGGGGGGCCCGUCAUUUGGUCAACGCGAAGGAAGCACCGAAAAGCGGAAAAGGUAAAAAUGACAGCCUGCGGUACGAGUACGAUGACCACUACUUCCUGACGGAUCCACGUGAAUUUAUCUACGAGUUUUUCCCGCUACAAGAAGAUUGGCAACUGCUCAAACGUCCGAUCACUUUGAAUGAGUUUGAGAAUCUACCCUUUGUGAGGUCGCUAUUCUUCCGGUAUGGGCUCCAUUUUGCUGAUGAAGGAUACGGUGCCGUUGUUUAUACUGAUGAUACUGGUGCCGCAACUGUUAGAAUAGCUAUGCCGUCCGACAUGCAAGGCUGUCUGAUAUUCCAUUAUAAUCUCAAGUUCUACGAUAGUGAGGAAGAUUCAUACGAUGGGAUAUCACUGAAACGCUUCGUUAUGCAAUCUGUUAUAAGUAAUAUCGUAGCAUUCCGAGUACAUGCGCCCUGUUCAGGGGCAUUUCUGCUGGACAUUUUUGCCAAUGCCGUUACACCUCAAGAAUACCUUACUGGCGAACCGAUGAAAUUCAAAAGUGUGUGCAAAUUCAAGAUUUGUUGCGAAGAAUUACAAACAGUCAUGGUUCCGCUUCCAGAUUGUGCUAGUGGCGAAUGGGGACCAACCAAAGCAACAAGACUUUUUGGUUUGAUUCCAAUUACUCAUCAAGAGCCGUUGAUUUUUGCUGGUCGUGGAAUUGAGCUACAAUUCCGGAUGUCACGCCCGUUGACAGACUUUAUGGCAACUUUACAUAAAAACGGUAUAGAAGAGAAGAAACUUUCGAAGUAUGUACAACACAACGUGAUAGGCGAUACAAUUACGUUCAACAUCAGUUUUCCACAAGAAGGCCAAUAUGGUUUGGAUAUCUACACGAGAGAAGUUGGAUCUAUCUCUAAUAACAACAACUCCUCCAGUGAAAAACACCUGCUUACCCACUGCUGCAAAUAUUUGAUAAAUUCUUCAAAGCGGAACUAGAAUAAAAUGUCGAACCACGUUCACUUA